AUGCCUGUUUACACUGUUUCGAAUGUGCAGAAUAUCAGAGUUUGUGUGGUAAUGGUUGGUUUGCCUGCCAGGGGUAAGUCUUUCAUCUCUCAAAAAAUUGUCCGAUACUUAUCGUGGUUAUCCAUCCAAGCUAAAUGCUUCAAUGUUGGUAACUACAGGCGUCAACAUGCUGGUGCCGAGCAACCUAAUGCAGAUUUCUUUGAUUUUGGCAAUAAAGAAGCCUACAAGAUUAGGCAACAUGCUGUUACUAUGGCGGUGGAAGAUAUGAUGAGAUGGUUUAACGAAAAAGGAGGAGUAGUGGCCAUAUUGGAUGCCACAAACUCCACUUCGGAAAGAAGAGAGUGGAUUUUGAAACUAUGUAGGGAAAAUGCUAUAGAGCCCAUGUUUCUCGAAUCGUGGUGUGAUGAUCAGGAUUUGAUUCUAAGAAAUAUAUCGGAGGUGAAGACGACCUCUCCUGACUACCAGGGAAUAGAUCCAGAUGUGGCCACCAAGGAUUUCUUAGAGAGAAUAUCGAAGUACGAGUCAGUUUAUGAACCAUUAGAUGAAGAAGUGGAUAAGGAUAAAACCUUUGUUAGAUUGAUUAACGUGGCGCAACAGGUCAUAAUCAACAGAAUUGAGACGUAUCUUGAAAGUAGAAUCGUGUUCUAUGUGAUGAACUUACAUAUUAGACCAAGAUCGAUCUGGUUAUCGAGACAUGGAGAAUCGAUUUACAAUGUGGAGAAGAAAAUCGGUGGUGAUUCUCAUCUUUCACCAAGAGGUCUUCAAUAUGCAAGCAAACUACCUGAAUUAGUAAAGAGAUCCGCCGGAGAUGUCGAUUUAACAGUAUGGACAUCGACACUAGUAAGAACUGGCGAGACCGCGCAACAUUUGCCAUACAAACAACUCCAGUGGAAGGCAUUGGAUGAAUUGGACGCUGGUGUUUGUGAUGGAAUGACAUAUGAAGAAAUUGAAGAAAUAUACCCGGAAGAUUUCAAAGCGAGAGAUGACAACAAAUACGAGUACAGAUACCGUGGAGGUGAAUCUUACCGUGAUGUGGUCAUCAGAUUAGAACCUAUCAUUAUGGAACUUGAACGUCAAGAAAAUAUCUUAAUCAUAACGCAUCAAGCGGUACUGCGUUGCAUUUAUGCAUACUUUAUGAACGUCCCACAAGAAGAAUCACCUUGGAUGUCCAUUCCAUUGCAUACCCUUAUUAAACUUGAACCAAGAGCAUACGGAACAAACGUAACAAGAAUUAAAGCUAACAUCCCAGCCGUCAGUACAUACAAGGAAAAGGGUACUUCACAGGUCGGUGAAUCGGACCUUAACUCAGGAAAUUCCCGUAGUGUGUUAACAAGCGCACCAGAACUAAAUGAGCAACAAGAAUCAACAUGA
Molecule: messenger RNA, 1371 nt
Organism: Kluyveromyces lactis
Lineage: Eukaryota; Fungi; Ascomycota; Saccharomycetes; Saccharomycetales; Saccharomycetaceae
Gene: FBP26
Product: fructose-2,6-bisphosphatase
Exons: 1
Coding region: 1-1371 (456 amino acids)
Biological process (GO): fructose metabolic process; fructose 2,6-bisphosphate metabolic process
Cellular component (GO): cytosol
Molecular function (GO): ATP binding; fructose-2,6-bisphosphate 2-phosphatase activity; 6-phosphofructo-2-kinase activity
Source: RefSeq, a predicted model, not a curated record